GAGAGAUAGAAAAAAAACAGCAAAAUUAUCCCAUCUUAUCUAAGCCAUUGGUACUGUUUCGAUCUCACUUUUCUCUAAACUAUUUGCAUUAGUCGCUCCCCAGAGACGAACCAUCAUCUGAACAAUUUCGCAACAUAUCAGCAGUGCAUUUCCCUUUCAUGUGUAGGUGGGGAUUAUUCUAAUUUCUGAUGGGUAAUUUUUCUACACAUCAUCGAGACGGAUUUUAUGGGUAGAGAGCGAGAAAAGUGAGAGAGAAGUUUGCUCUGAUAGUGAGCAAGAACGAUACAUAUUACUCUUGCUUGGUCAUCAUCCUUCGAGAUAGCCAGAGUCCCUCAAAAAGACCACGGGCGUCGGCAUCAGUCAGUUGCGAAAGCGGUUCGAAUCAGCGCAGACGGUUCGCAUUAACCCGGUGGCAGCUGUAAGAGUCCAGUAAUUCAGUCGGGCACGUGCAGCGAGGUUGUUUUGCAUAUCUUUGACGAGUUUGCGGAAAUUAGUUACGUCAACGAAGCAAAGAAAAUGGAUAAUACUCAGAUACGGCAUCUGUUGGAGCUGUCCAAGGAGGAGAAGAAAGCGUUUUUAAAUUCGUUUGAUGCCAUAAUGUCCGACUGUGACGGUGUGGUGUGGAACUUCACCGGACCGAUUCCCGGAGUGGACAGGGCGCUGCAGUUACUGAAGCAAAACGGAAAGAAAUUGGCAUUCAUUUCCAACAACGGUAUGCGGACCAUGGAUGAGUAUAGGGAAAAGUUUGAAAAGCUGGGCAUUGAACCACAAGAGCACGAUAUCGUACAUCCGGCUUUGACGACAGUCAAGUACCUCAAGUCGGUCAACAUGCAGGACGCUGUCUACUGUAUAGGGACCGAGGUGUUUAAGGAUUAUCUGAGAAGCUCCGGCUUUACGGUUCUGGAUGGGCCAUCGAAGCGCCUGCCGGAUGAUCGUGCUGCCAACGCGGUACGCACAUUUACCACCUUCUUCAACGAAUCCAACAUCGGACCCCGUGUGGGAGCCAUCGUCGUCGAUAUCGACGUUAACAUUUCCCUAGCCCAUCUCAUGAAAGCAAAGUGCUACCUCGACCGCAAUCCGGACUGUGUGCUGCUGGUCGGCGCUACAGAUUACGUCAUACCUCUGGGUGAAAAUAUGGAUGUCAUAGGGCCGGGCUACUUCAUUGAUAUCCUGGAAAACGCCACCGGGCGUAAGGCCUUGGUACUGGGCAAACCGGGUCAAGCUUUGGCUGAGUUCAUACUGGAACAGUUCAACGUAACCCAGCCGGAGCGGACGCUAUUCAUCGGAGAUAUGCUCCCCCAGGACAUGGGCUUUGGAACGCGCUGCGGCUUUCAGAAGGUACUGAUGCUCAGUGGGGGUACAACCAAAGACAUGAUGCUCGCACACGAGAAAUCCAACGAGCUGCCCAAUUACUACGCGGAUAGCUUUGCUGAUUUUAUACAGUUGUUCAAAGAUGUUGCGGAAUAGGAGGAAUCAGGAAACCAUUCGUAGAUAGUUUUUUUUUUAUUGAUGAGUAUGUCUAGUAAAUAUCCGUCAAAAGCACAGGAAAGGUAAAUGUGAUAUCACAACUAAAACUAGAACAACUAAAUAGGAGCUUCUUAAUACCGUACUUUGAAUGUUUCAUAGAUUUUAUGUAGCAGUGACCAUACUA
This is a messenger RNA of Ochlerotatus camptorhynchus, 1651 nucleotides long. RefSeq lists its product as uncharacterized. The transcript is spliced from 4 exons. Lineage: Eukaryota; Metazoa; Arthropoda; Insecta; Diptera; Culicidae. The record is from RefSeq and is a predicted model, not a curated record. The coding region runs from base 517 to 1467 and encodes 316 amino acids. Gene Ontology annotation, molecular function: phosphatase activity.